AUGGCCUCCAACUCGGAUCGCCUUCGUGCGCUCAAGGCCUUCGACGACACCAAGGCCGGCGUCAAAGGCCUCGUCGAUGCUGGCGUCACCACCAUCCCCUCCAUCUUCCACCACCCACUGCCCAUAGAGCACACAGAUCAUGAUCACCACUUCACCAUCCCGGUCAUCGACCUCGCGGCUGCCACGGGUGGUACUACAGCCACACCAUCCAAGCGAGCUGAGUCGGUUGCGGCGGUGAAGGCGGCCGCAGAGACGAUGGGCUUCUUCCAGGUGGUGAAUCACGGCGUGCCCAAGGCGGUCAUGUCGGAGAUACUCGCGGCGGUGCGGGGAUUCCACGAGGAGCCGAGGGAGGCCAAGGCACCGUACUAUACGCGUGACCUUGGUCGGCCCGUGAGGUACUGGAGCAACUUCGACCUGUUCCAGUCACCGGCGGCCCAGUGGCGCGACACCUUGUACAUGCAGACUACGCCGGAGCUGCCGCAACUGGAGGAGAUCCCACCCGCGUGCCGGCCCAUCGCGCUGGAGUAUGCGAGGCUGAUGCAGCAGCUAGGACGCACCCUGCUUGAGCUGCUGUCGGAGGCCCUGGGCCUCGAUCCUGGCCACCUGGAGGAGGACGCCGCAUGCCUGGAGAGGCUCGCCGGCCACUAUUACCCACCCUGCCCAGAGCCGCACCUAACACUGGGCACCACGCGCCACUCCGACCCUUGCUUCCUCGCCGUGCUUCUCCAGGACGCUGUCGGCGGCCUCCAGGUGCUUCUCGAGGAAGACAACAACAACAACAACUACAACAACAACAACAACAACAACAACAACAAGUUGUCUGCUGUGUGGGUAGAUGUGCCGGCGGUGGAAGGCGCGCUGGUGGUGAAUGUCGGCGACUUCCUGCAGAUCGUCUCCAACGACAGGUUCAAGAGUGUGGAGCACCGCGUGGUGGCCCAGAGCGCCGGGCCUCGCGUCUCCGUAGUCUGCUUCUUCCGAAGGCAGGACGCGGCCACGUCCACCAGAGUGCUAGGGCCAAUCGUCGCUGACGGCGAGGCGCGCUUCAGGAGCACGACGAUGGCGGAGCUGAUCCGGCACAACAGGGCCAAGGGCCUCGAUGGCACCUCUGCGCUGCAGCACUUGAGGCUCUGA
Triticum turgidum subsp. durum (durum wheat) is the source of this 1131-nucleotide messenger RNA. The record is from the annotation of a GenBank genome assembly. Lineage: Eukaryota; Viridiplantae; Streptophyta; Magnoliopsida; Poales; Poaceae.